AACACCUCCCUGUAUGGGAUAUAGACACAGGUCCUCCGUCCCUGAGGUUACUAAAGCUGUCACUAGUCUGAAACAAGGCAAAGCAGUGGGACCUGUUGCAAUAACUCCAGAGGUAUUUAAGUACGGUGGAGACAGUUUACUGUCUGCACUAAGUGAGGUAGUAGGCAGCGUCUGGGAAUCAGAGGAAGUCCCAUUGGGUUGGUGUAAGCCACUGAUUACCCCCAUAUACAAUAAGGGAGACAAGUCUUCCUGUGAUAAUCACAAAGGGGUUAGCUUGACUAGUGUGGUAUCUAAAGUCCUAGGCUCAAUAAUCAUGCGUAGACUAAGUGGUGCUUGGGAGGCACAAACACGAGAGAACCAGACAGGCUGUAGACCAGGAAGAGGGUGUAUUCAUCAUAUCUUCAUCCUUCGACAGAUACUAGAACACAGACAUCCUUAGCGGCGUCCAACAAUCAUUAUAUUUCUUGACCUGAAGGCGGGAUUCGAUUCUGUUGAACGAGAGGCGAUGCUUGGCUGUAAAGGGAAUACCAAGAAAAUAGAUUGCACUGAUCAAGGCAUUCUACUAGAACUCAUGGCAUCAGCCAGGUGAGGGCUUACAGCGAGUUGUCAUCUAAAGUGACGACUAGUGGUGUCCGUCAGGGAUGCCUAUUAUCCCCAUUUCUAUUCAAUUUCAUCAUAGAUGUACUAAUGGACUUUACCCUAAUUCACUUCAGAGACUCAGGGAUUGACUUUCUACCAGUGAAUAAUCUCGUCGACUUAGAAUAUGCAGACGAUAUAGUCCUU
Molecule: messenger RNA, 783 nt
Organism: Trichobilharzia regenti
Lineage: Eukaryota; Metazoa; Platyhelminthes; Trematoda; Strigeidida; Schistosomatidae
Source: the annotation of a GenBank genome assembly